This is a messenger RNA of Iphiclides podalirius (scarce swallowtail), 321 nucleotides long. The record is from the annotation of a GenBank genome assembly. Lineage: Eukaryota; Metazoa; Arthropoda; Insecta; Lepidoptera; Papilionidae.
AUGGCUCUGAUAAGGGUCGGAGACCUGGCAGAAUUUAGCUGCCCCGAAAGUGCAUCAUCGGCUUUACUAAUUCCGAAGACGUUACGGCAUCGGGGUCCGGGAAGUGCGGGGGGCGCUGCAGUGCGGGCUCGGGGCCGAACGGGCUGCGGGGAGAGGGCGCGGGCGUGCGGGGGCUCAGGGGCGAGGGCGACGGGGGGGCGCUGCGAUGGAGGGGCGCGGGGGGAGGGGAGGCCGCGACCCGGUCACGAGUCGCGAGUCAUGAGUCGACAGAGCGGCCGCGGCGCUAGCCCGCGCGCACCGCGCCGCCCGCCCACCAACCUC